CAGCAGCCCCGCGUGAUCUCAUAAUCUGAAGGAGCCGCGCGGGCCGGUAUCUCACCGGGUUUUGCACAUUCAGAUCGCGAUUCUCCUCCAGCAACCCUGAACGUCUGUCCGUUUUUAACAACUUAUCACCUCCUCCCGGAAAUCGGUCAAUGUUCAUUAUUUAUUGAGUCAAGUUGACUGUCACUUUCGAAGGACUUAUCGAAGUUUAGUAAAAAUCAGUUCCUCUCAGGGUCUUGGGCCCUUGUGUUGUGCGGUAGGAAAGAGGACUACUGACAGUUGUCAAGUUUUGUGUUUGUGCUGUGAUUGGUGCUUUUCUCUCUAGUUUAUUAAUCAAUUGACUUCAGUCGAUAGCCGCGAUUACCCACAAGUCACUGGUUACAUACAAUCUUUGUAUUCAACAACAGAAUAGUACGCUGAUGGGGAAGUAAAACGUCUAUGUGGCUUUAGUCACGUGGAAGUUUUCCUACCGAUGAUACUAAAGUUUUUUGAAUAGUGGAUGGCGCUUCGGACAAUUGGAAAUAAUGUUAGGAUCAGUUCUUCUAGUGAUAACCUUAAUCUGAAAAGAGGCAGGUUAUGGAGAUGAAAAGUGCUAGAAGCAAGUAUAAAAGUAUGUGCUAGUCACGUACUGCCUGAGAUGACGGAGAUUUCGAUGCCGCAUUGAGGAAGAUUGAUUCAAGGGGAAAUUAAGAAAACGGAACUGCGAAGAAAGCCAUUGACAUAUCAAUUGAAAAGUGAUACAGAUGUCAGCCGUAGCACCAGCUGGUCCCGGCACCACGGGGCCGAAUACGAACGGUCCGAUCGUGCCAUCACCAGUGUUUGCCUUGCCGACGCUGUCCUUCACUGUUGGUCAGGUAGCGUCGGUGUGUGAGACUCUAGAGGAAAGUGGCGACAUUGAGAGGUUGGCAAGGUUUCUUUGGAGUUUGCCAGUUGCACAUCCGAAUAUUCAGGAGCUAAACGAGAGUGAGGCAGUUUUAAGGGCGAGGGCCAUUGUGGCGUUUCACGCGGGGCAUUAUAGAGAACUCUACGCCAUCCUCGAGAGGCACAAGUUCACCAAAGAUUCACACGGUAAGCUACAGGCGAUGUGGCUUGAGGCGCACUAUCAGGAAGCGGAAAAGUUGCGCGGCAGACCGCUUGGUCCCGUUGACAAGUACCGAGUAAGAAAGAAAUUUCCUCUGCCCAGAACCAUAUGGGACGGGGAGCAAAAGACUCAUUGUUUUAAGGAGAGAACCAGGUCGCUUCUGAGAGAGUGGUACCUUCAGGAUCCAUACCCGAACCCGGGAAAGAAGAGGGAACUUGCUGCAGCUACGGGGUUAACACCUACGCAGGUUGGAAACUGGUUCAAGAACAGGAGACAGAGAGACAGAGCUGCUGCUGCUAAAAACAGAAUGCAGCAACAAUCCGGACCCGGAAAUGGAAGUUCUCGUAGAGCUAUGAGCCCAGGUCCAGGAGGGUCCGAUUCAGAAGACUCAGAUAUUUCGCUGGGCGGAACGUCGCCUCCGUCUCCAAGUUCUUCGCCACAAACAAUUCAUCAGGCCUCGCCGGUUCAUCAGUUGAGCCACCUAGGGCCGAUUCCACAGCCGACACUAAACUUCCGCUAUGAUCCAACGCACUCGUCUUUCCGGUUUGGACACGCGACAGCUUUCAAGUUUCCGCCGUCUGGUUUUCGAUUUGCACCGCACAGUCCGCAACACAAUCACCCAAGUAUCGCGGGUGGUGGAAUCUUCAGGCUUGCGGAGACGAGUCCCUUCCAGGCUGUUGGUCCCCGAGGAGACCUUGGGUCCAGAUUACCGGACACUCUUGGCCUACCUCCACCAAGGUUACUUCCUCACGAAACUUUGCUCCACCAUCCGCUCCAUCAAUUACCGGAAAGUAUUUCGAGGUUAUCCGAAACGUCGCGUUUAUCCGAUGGGGGAAUAUCGAGACUAUCGGAUAGCUUGUCGGAAGCCCAUAGUCCUCCUCUAGUAGCAACAAAUCUGUCGGUAACGGGACCACUGAGAGUAGCAGUUCCGAGCCCUCACACGCCGUCCUCUCGUGGUAGUCCGCCUUCCAAUCAGCACACACCUAAGGGCCAAGGGCUGAUAAGAGUCGCGACGCCACCGAUCAAUCCAAAGCCCCCACAAAUUCACAGGCCGUUUUCGCCAGCGUGAUACGAAAGGUCGAACGAUGUCGAUGAUGCGAAAGGUGAGAUUGGAUCUAUGAACUCGGACAAGGACGAGAGAAUCGAUUUCAAGAAAUGCUUUGAAGUGCUGUGAACUCGCAAUAUUGGGGGCUGCGACUGUACAUAAAGAGAAUAUCUAAACGCACUACCCAAGAUAGUAUAAUAUUUCGAUGAUGUCUUCUGCCCUGGAAGUUGAGGAUCUACUGUCAAGUAGACUGAAAAGAUGUUGCCGUGUAUAUAAAAGCAUAGUCUUAGAGAGGAUGUGAAUCGUCUACAGUAACCUCGUUCAUAUUGACAUAAAUAAGAGAAUAUCUGAUUAGAAGAUGUAAUAUUAUACCAUUUUCGUAGAAAGUAUGAAUGUUCUUAACGUUUGUGUUUCGAUGAAAUAGGAUUUUUAUAUUUUUGGCCUAAUUAAGUUGACGAUAGAGCGCUAGGUAAUCAAUAAAUCGAGUAAAAAAUUCUAUGCUUAUAAAAAUAAAUAUUCUUUACACCUUCAGUGUAAGUUACUAUUGUAACUAUUCGAAAUUAACCACUUCCAUAACAUAAGCUUUAAGCAAAUGUAUCUAGCAUACAGUUCAAUUUUUAACUCAAGUAAUUAAUUAAUUUUAGCUUUCAUCUGUCCGCAAAGGUCAAAUAAUUUUCAUUUAAACUGACUGUUCCAUUACGCCUUCAUGUGUGCCCAUGCUGUUAACAUUUUUAGCAAUUUCCACUAAAUGUGUAUAAUAACUUUGCAUUAUGUUUAUCUAUAAAUUUGUUCCAUUAUAUGUAUAAACGAGUUGCUUUUUCUAACCUUGCUGUUUGUUUAUUCUAAUGCAGAAUUGAAGAAAUAAUUAUUGGCAAGGCCUUUCAUGAUAUGUCAAAAUUGUAGAGAAAGAAUUUCUGGUACCACUGACAAUGAAUAAUGGAAGGCUAUAUUUUUUUGUGAUACAUUAAAGAUUAUGUCUAAGAUGAUUCAUAAAAGCCGAGUUAUAUGCAAAAUUGAAACGCACAUAUUUAUUCCUUAUCACUAAACAAAUUUAUUUUCUUAUAAAGUCUCACCAAAACUUAAAGUACCGCAUCCUACGCAUAAAUUAAUUAAAUUACACUUCUCUUAGAUCAAUUAGACUUGGCAUUUUGCCUAAUUUUUGAACUUAUUUUGUCAAAGUUUCGAAAACUUUACUAAUAUGUGGGUAACGCGAGGUAAAUUUCGUUAUGCAUCAAAAAGCUGUAUCAGCAAUAUCGUUAAAAAUGAUGUAACGAAAUAAAUCCUAAACGAUUUGCAUCAUCCUCUUUAAUUGUAGAUAGACACCUAGCAAAAUUCUAGUAUAAUCAAUUCUAUAAAUAUGAACAUAUAUAAAUAUUAUACAUAGAUACUCAUGCAACUGUGACUAAGAUGAAAUUAUACAUAUA
Messenger RNA from Belonocnema kinseyi, 3547 nucleotides. RefSeq names its product homeobox protein SIX3-like (gene Optix). Gene Ontology annotation, cellular component: nucleus; transcription regulator complex. NCBI's taxonomy places the organism in Eukaryota, Metazoa, Arthropoda, Insecta, Hymenoptera, Cynipidae. Gene Ontology annotation, molecular function: RNA polymerase II cis-regulatory region sequence-specific DNA binding; DNA-binding transcription factor activity, RNA polymerase II-specific. The transcript has 3 exons. The record is from RefSeq and is a predicted model, not a curated record. Bases 741 to 2147 code for a protein of 468 amino acids. Gene Ontology annotation, biological process: regulation of transcription by RNA polymerase II.